GAGAGAGAGAGAGAGAGAGAGAGAGAGAGAGAGAGAGAGAGAGAGAGAGAGAGAGAGAGAGAGAGAGAGAGAGAGAGAGAGAGAGAGAGAGAGAGAGAGAGAGGGGGGGGAGAGAGAGAGAGAGAGAGAGAGAGAGAGAGAGAGAGAGAGAGAGAGAGAGAGAGAGAGAGAGAGAGAGAGAGAGAGAGAGAGAGAGAGAGAGAGACCAGAGAAUCGAGAGAGAGCAGAGAAGAGCGCGUCUCUAUCGCAGUAUCAACAGGGUGAACGGUCCGGUGGAAUCUAUGUGGUUCAGCCCAGGGCAUACGGCCUUGUCGGGACAUAGCCUAUACGCCUAAUAACGUGGCGUCGUUUUCGCUUCCCAAAUAGACACGAGUCCUUUAUCCAACAAGAGAAACAAUACAACCUGCAGCAUUCGAGCAUUCGGUACGCUGCUCCGUUCAAAACAACACGACUCUACCUCUCAGUUGAGAUCGCGCUAGAAGCAUGAGGAGUCGGGCGCUCAGCGUUACCGCGAGAACGGACCGGGAGGAGAGGAAACAGAUUGGCGGCGGAACAGCGCCGCGACAGAGUGAUGCUCUCUGAGCCCAUUUACCGCAUCUAAUAGCUGCCUGUGUGAUGAUCAUGUAGCCGACGUUCGUGUCUUAUUUGAUAUAGCCUACGGACUCCUACCGUUGCGGCGGAGAAUUGCGAUCGCCCCCUUCCACCACACCCCCACCAACACCCCCCUCCCCCAGUCCGCUCUAGGAAAUGCAAUAGCAAUAUAGGUUAAGAAAGAAUGAGAUCCAUGAGCAGUUUGAUGUAAAGCUGUGCCGCUAUGUGGGCCUGUGCACGUUCCGCCUCUCUUGUCUCUCAUGUCCCCUGACGGAGCGCGGCAGCAGGGUGGCGGUGCUGUAGCAUCGGGCUGAGGGCGAGGGCUUCCCGACCUCUACCGAUGCUGGGAGGAAACAGCGGCCGUUCAACCGGGAAAGGUAUCACCUUCAAGGUGGUUGGCGAGUGCGCGGUUGCGUGUGUUAUUAGCAGGGGCGGGGAGGGGGAUCUGACCAGGAGGGCAGGGGUCGCCUUAAGGUAUGGGGUGCGCCCCUAGUAUCCACGUCUCUCAGAGCGGGGUCAUCUACUGCCGAGACUCGGACGAAUCCAACUCGCCGCAUCAGACCACCACGAUCUCCCAGGGCACCGCGGCCACGCUGCACGGGUUAUUCAUCAAGACCGACGCGGCGGACAGCAUCAACCCCGUCAUCACCUACCAGAGUCGGCACUCGAGGAAUAACUCGCACCGGGAUCGCGGGAACGAGCGCAGCGGCGGCGGACACGUCCGCAUCGAGGCCGAGACGCAGACCAGCCGCUCCAGCGUCAAGGUUUCCUCUACAGAACAAUGUGUGGGGCCCAUGAGACUUAUCCAAGGGCCGAUCCAGGUGCUGCUAGUGUUUGCCAAGGAGGACAGUCAGAGCGAUGCCUUCUGGUGGGCCUGCGACCGGGCCGGUUUCAGCUGCACCAUCGCCCGGACCCCCGAGGCGGCGCUGGAGAGCUUCCUGGCCCAGCACCACGAGGUGGUGGUGGUGGACGGGCGCCACGCGCGCUACUUCCAGGCGGAGGUGGUCUGCCAGUUAAUCCGUGCCACUAAGCCUUCAGAAAACACGGUCAUAGUAGCUGUGGUGCCCCAGAAUCCCCCAGACCAGGAGGAACCCUCUGUCUUACCGCUCCUCUGUGCAGGGUUCAGCAGACGCUUCGUGGAGAGCAGCAGCGUGGCAAGGUGCUACAACGAGCUGCUCCAGAUGCAGCACGGCGAGGUGCGCUGCCACUUCAAACUCAGGGCCUGUAACUCGGCGUUCACAGCGCUUGAGCAGUGUGGCGAGGCGGUGGAGAUCAGCAGCGAGGACCACAUCAUACAGUAUGUGAACCCGGCGUUGGAGCGCCUGAUGGGCUACCAGCAGGGGGAGCUGGUGGGGAAAGAGCUGCCCAAGAGCGACAAGAACCGGGCGGAACUCUUGGACACCAUCAACAACUGCAUCAACAAAGGGAAGGAAUGGCAGGGCGUCUACUACGCACAGAGGAAGACCGGAGACAGUAUGAAGCAACACGUGAAGAUCACACCGGUCACCGGCCAAGGAGGGAAGAUAAGACAUUUUGUAGCUAUCAAGAAGGCCUAUGGUGACAACAACAAGCAGGCCUGCACGUCUCAGCGGGACGAGCGGGGCUGUGAAGGCCCUCUUCAGAUAGAGUGCCAGUGUCAGCGUCACCGGGACAGGAGGAAAGACUCGGUGGACAGCCGGUCACUGAGCUCCCGGGGCAGCGACGCCCCCACCUUACACAACCGGAGGUACUCCUCCGUCGCAAGGAUCCACUCCAUGACCAUCGAGGCUCCUAUCACCAAGGUGAUCAACAUCAUCAACGCAGCCCAGGAGAGCAGCCCCGUGGUGGUGGCCGAGGCCCUGGACCGUGUCCUGGAGAUCCUCAGGACCACAGAGCUCUACUCGCCCCAGCUGGGCUCCAAGGAGGACGACCCCCACACCAACGACCUGGUGGGGGGGCUCAUGAGUGAUGGACUGAGGAGACUCUCUGGAAAUGAAUACGUAUUUUCCAAAAGUAAGAGAAACAUGAGCCAGGGACAGCUGUCCAUCCCGAUGACACUGAACGACGUCCCCCAGUCCAUCGCCGACCUGCUGGCAGACGAGGAGCGCUGGGAGUUCAACAUCCUGGGGCUGGAGGCCGCCACGCACAAGAGACCCCUGACCUACCUGGGUCUGAAGGUCUUCACAGGGAUGGGCGUGUGUGAGUUCCUCAACUGCUCAGAGGCCACCCUGCGCUCCUGGCUGCAGGUGAUGGAGGCCAGCUACCACGCCUCCAACUCCUACCACAACUCCACGCACGCAGCCGACGUGCUGCACGCCACCGCCUACUUCCUGCGCAAAGAGAGGGUCAAGGGCAUUCUGGACCAGCUGGACGUGGUGGCGGCGCUGGUCGCGGCCACGGUGCACGAUGUGGACCACCCGGGCCGGACCAACUCCUUCCUGUGCAACGCGGGCAGUGAGCUGGCCAUCCUGUACAACGACACGGCGGUGCUGGAGAGCCACCACGCCGCGCUGGCCUUCCAGCUCACCGUCAGGGACAGCAAGAGCAACAUCUUCCAGAACAUCGACAGGACCCAGUUCCGGACACUGCGGCAGGCCAUCAUAGACAUGGUCCUGGCCACCGAGAUGACUCGACACUUUGAGCACGUCAACAAGUUUGUCAACAGCAUCAACAAGCCCAUGGCUGCCAUCGAGGAGUCCAACUCAAAUAGCGAGAACAGUGACGGCGAGGGCCAGGAGAACAUCAGGAGUUCUCCUGAGAACCGUCUGCUGAUCAAGAGGAUGAUGAUCAAGUGUGCCGACGUGGCCAAUCCCUGCAGGCCGCUGGAGCUCUGCAUCGAGUGGGCGGGACGCAUCUCAGAGGAGUACUUCGCUCAGACGGACGAGGAGAAGCUGCAGGGUCUGCCCGUGGUAAUGCCCGUGUUCGACAGGAACACCUGCAGCGUGCCCAAGUCCCAGAUCUCCUUCAUCGACUACUUCAUCACCGACAUGUUUGACGCCUGGGACGCCUUUGCCAGCCUCCCCGGACUGAUGGAGAACCUAUCUGAAAACUACAAAUACUGGAAAGGCCUGGAUGAGAUGAAGUGUAAGAGUCUACGGCCUCCACCGUCUCCCUGACGCCCACCAUCACCACCGCCACCACCACCAGCUCCUCUCCUCCCUCCUCCUACGUCACCAUGGGACAUGUAUCUAUGUCUAUACCGACCAACACUGCCACGCAGCGACAGCAAAGGCCCUAGUCCAAAACAAACUGGUUCUUGAACCCUAUUCUAGUGAUGGACUGAAGCUCUGGGGGACAAUAUAGAGGACUAGGGGCCUGCACCUCUGGGGAACAUGACGGGAUUUAAGACUCCUCUUCCUUAUCCAGUUUUUAUGGUCUGAUUGAGCAUCUGAACAACAGAAGAUAAUACCAAUUUUAGCUCUUGACUGGCAUUUCCCGCUCCGCCCCCCUUUCCGAACUGUCUCUGUGUUGGUAGAACAUAGGACUUGUUUUGGACCGCAGGGCCCACCUGACAAUCUUCACCAGGCCAGAGCCAAUGGACCACGCUAGAACAAACAACUGCACUUUAGAUGAAUGCUGUUGAGCUUUCCUGGUUUUGGUUUAAUUUAUUAAUAUAAUUAUAAUCAUUAUUUCAAGUGUUUUGAAAAAAAGUCUUAGUCUGUAUAUGUUGUUGUGGGACGACUAGGUACUUUACAGCAUCUUGAUCCAGUCUGUACCAUUUCUUGUUUCAUUUUGUAUUAUUUUACUGUAACGCUAACAAGAGCACUGUUAAACCUACACUGUACGUUUUCAGAUUGACUGCCUAUAGUGGUUUGCGUUGCAGCUGCAGCUGCAGUUAAAGCAAAAUCGGUUUUUGCUUGCCGUCAUUUUUUGAGUUAGUACGGCUAGAAUAAAACAAUUAAGAGCAGAUAAUAAUCCCUGGAUGGAUCGACUGGUAGAUGGUUGCAUUUAAUUCUUGAGAAACAUCCUAGUUCAGCGUAGAUGGCUGCAAUAGAAAAGUGACAGUGCAGCUUUGAGUUAUUUUUAACUCUUGUGCACUGCCAAAAUCUGUUGUGUUUCAUGGGUGCUGUGUUAAGUGAACAAAGCGGUGAGAUCCUUUCUGUUAUACAGUGUUACAGUAACUCAAUGGCAGUGGCAGGCUGUUUAAUCCUGACCAACCAAACACUACUUUCAGGUGUAAUUUAUUCUCUCCUUAAUUUAGCAGCCACACUAAGGUCCAACCAUAUUGCAAUCAAAAUGUUACAGUAGUAUUUAUACACACAAGUUAUUAUGUGCGCCCUCUGGUGGAUAUAGAGGACAACUGCAGGGACACAGCUGUGUGAUAGCAAAACAGUGGAAACUAACCCCAACCUCCCAAAUCUUUUUUUUUUCAAAUGUUUUAAAAUACUACAGAUGGUUUAAAUAUCUCUAACUCUAUUUUUUUCUCUUUCUGGGGAUAUUAGAAGCAAAGGAAGACUUGUUGUCUGCUUGUUCUCAUCAUUAUUAAUGUUUUGACCCUUGAUAGAUGGCUUCACCACAGCCAUCUCAGCAUACAUUGUGUUAGCGUGUUUUAGGCCUGUAUAUGUAUAUAUUUAUAAUGUGGAAUGGCCUUAAGUGUUUCUCUGUGCAGAUUUCCUUAUUGUCGCAGUACUCCUGAAUACUAGUGUUACUUUAGUUAUGGAGAGGGCUCCGAUACUCAUUCAAUGUCAGUGUUUUCUUUCAGGAUGUGUAUAUAUAAUGUCAAAAUGUGUCCCAUGUACAUUUUGGUUCAACCCGACGGGAAACGGAUCAACCGUCCACAUCAGUCUGAUCAUGUCAAAGGAUGUUUUGUUGUGGACACAAUAUGCUUUCUUUUUUCUUUUUUUUACCCCCUCCAGCGACUCACACACCAACUGUAUGGAACCAUUUUGUAAUAAUAAAAAGAAAAAGAUUGA
Molecule: messenger RNA, 5483 nt
Organism: Gadus macrocephalus (Pacific cod)
Lineage: Eukaryota; Metazoa; Chordata; Actinopteri; Gadiformes; Gadidae
Gene: pde8b
Product: phosphodiesterase 8B
Exons: 22
Coding region: 1068-3686 (872 amino acids)
Biological process (GO): signal transduction; regulation of DNA-templated transcription
Molecular function (GO): 3',5'-cyclic-AMP phosphodiesterase activity
Source: RefSeq, a predicted model, not a curated record